UCACACAUAGAACAUGCGUGUCCUCUGUCCAAUCCCUUAAAUUCAAGUAAAUUCGAUUAUCGUUUUUCCGCCGGUAGCGUAUCUGACGAGGGCACACUCACCCGGAGAGAGUUGGGCAUCACUGAAAUCAAUCUUCAGAAACAUAGAAUUACCCAAACCAUGCCCGACGUUCCGCAUGAUCUGAUCCGGCGGAUCCAGAUCUCGACCAGAAAUGCAGCAGGACUAUCCGGAUUCGACCCCAAAGACCCGACACUUCCCGCCCUCCCGUCUCUCUCGGCGACCAUCGCAUCCCUUGAACCUUCCCCGCCAUAUCUACGCUGCAGCCACUGCAAAGGGGGGCUCCUAAGAGGCUUACAAUCUUUCAUUUGCGUCUACUGCGGCAAUCCCCACCAAACCGACGUCGCUCCCGACCCGAUUUGCUUUAAUUCCACCAUUGGGUAUCAGUGGUUGCUCCAGUAUCUCCAGCUCGAUGGAUCGGAACUGAUUGGACCGCUGAUAGAAAAAAGUGAGUCAAAUCGAGCACAGGGUUCUUCUAAGGGAGAAAUCCCCUUGUCUGAUUCCUUAAAUUAUAGAAUAACAUGGCCAGCUGAGUCACAGAAGCAAGACGCUAAUGUUUCAGACAAGAAGCUAGAACUGAGUGAACAAACUUUAAAUUUAACUGGAGUUGAUCUGGACAAUUUUUUUUCUGAAACAUACAGGGAUGUUUCUGAUAGAUCUCUUGAACGGCCAAUAUUAAGCAACGAGCUCAAGACCUCACAUUUAGAAGUUGCAGCUCCUGACAACCUAAAUUUAUUUCAGAAUGUUCUGCCAUCUGAUCCAGCUGUUAAUAUUGAUGCAUUUUCUGGAUGGGAGGCAGAGUUUCAGCCCACUGCUUCUGAAAACCAACAUGGUGGUUCCAAUACAUCUGACCUUUUUGUAACUUCUUCUGUGAAUUCUGAAAAGAAGUUCCAGGAUGCCAAAUCAUUUGACCCUUUGGUUUCCGAGGUCGAUCUUUCUGCCCACAUGGAAUCUUUGUUUGGACCUGGAACCAAUCUAAAUGAUGAAAAGUUGAAAGAUAAUUCAGCAGAGUCUCCUGCAUUUGGUGACUGGAAUUCAAAUGACCUGCAGAACAAUGUGAGCUCUAAUGAGUCCCAGCUAGCUGAGGGGUUCGAUGCCUCUUUCAGGGCUAAGGAUGAUAAUAUAUUAGAAAAUUCGAACUAUUCUUCUAAUAAUGUUGGCUUGUUUCAAGAUAAUCAAUUGAAAACCUACCAAAAGGAUGAACCUGAGAAUACCAUAGUAGGCAGAGAUGAUGAUUCAUUUGACGAGUGGGAUGAUUUUACAGGCUCAACUAGCACACAGGAUCCUUCUAAGAAUGCUUUGACCCAAAGUGAUAGUCAAGUUUUUGCUUCUCUUGGAAAGCCUUCAGAGAUAAACCUGUCGAGUUCAAACAGUAAAUUUGAAGAAAUGGAUUUUGGCAGCAUUUUACAACCUGAUCUCUUUUCUGGCUCACCAAGCAAUGCAAAUUUUUCUACAAAAACAAACACUAAAUUGCAAGAAUUUCCUGCUUCAGAGAGGUUAGUUGAUACCAGCGGGCAUUCUGAUGGUGCUGCAAAUAGUGAAGAGGUUUUUGGUAAAUCUGCCACGCGAAAUGAUGACGUCACAAUGUUGAUUUCUCAGAUGCAUGAUCUUUCCUUCAUGCUCAAGAGUGAUCUUUCUAUCCCCUCCAAAUCAGAUAGCCAUAAUGCAUCCCACCAAGAUUGAAAAGAUGUGUAUUUGUCAAGCUCUAAAUAUCUCGUACCUUAUUCUGGGUCCUUCAUUUUCAACACAUGGGGUAGCAAUUUCAGCAUAGUCCAGUGAGUGGGGAAAGAUAUCUUCCAUUGCAUAGCGAUAAAGAUCCUGGAUAAAGAGGGGAGUCUCAAUGCAGUUCUUGGAGCAGAUUAAUAAGUGGUUGAACAAUUUUUGCUCCAGACUGAUUUCAGUUUCUUGACAUUCAGUCUUCAGGUCAUGGACAAUGAUGGUAAAAGGUUGCAACGCCACUUCCAAACAGCUAUUUCCGCACGCAUGUUCUCAGGGGAUGAAUCCUGGUCUGAAGCAUUUAGGGACUACUUUUACGUAUUGCAUAUUCAGAACCUCAUUGGACUUCUCAACCUGCCGAGAAACUUUGAUUGGGAACUGCCUUCAAUUUCAGUUGGAGUCUUAAAACUUAAGUUUUGCCAGGAAGAAGUUUAGGCCAAUGCCAAUAAAUAGGGUACAUAAUGAUUUUAGUCCUUGUUUGGUUUGGAUAAAAGUUAUAUUUUCAGUAGAUUUUGAUAAAAGUUGGCGAAAUGUGUGGUUGAAAAGUUAAUAAAAAUUAUGCGCCCCAUGACACGAGUGGUUGAAAAUGAGAUUAGAAAAAAAAUGUUUUCAGAAAUGUCGAUCAAACAGGGCAUUGGCAUAAUUUUAUGUGCUAUCUUUUUAUUAUCUCUUUUUAAGUCUCAGCAGUCGAAAAAGAUUCCAUUACCCUUAUGAACGUGUUAUAUGCAUGUUUAAUAUUAAUGUGAGGAGUAAUGCUAUUCAUAAUUAGCAAAUAUACAUAUCCCUGAUUGUAUAUAUAAGCUCUCCUGUCGCGUUUGAA
Messenger RNA from Olea europaea var. sylvestris, 2593 nucleotides. RefSeq lists its product as uncharacterized. Bases 160 to 1740 code for a protein of 526 amino acids. The transcript is spliced from 4 exons. Lineage: Eukaryota; Viridiplantae; Streptophyta; Magnoliopsida; Lamiales; Oleaceae. The record is from RefSeq and is a predicted model, not a curated record.